GGGUUUUUCGUCAAAGGGAGUGUCUGAAUCAACAACACACCAGUAUGUAUUAAAAUGUGGUUCGAUUUGGGACGAAGUGAGGGAUUUCCAACCCAAUAUCCCCCUAAUCAAACCCCCGUUACUGUCGACGUGCUGGAAGCCGGCUUUAUUGCCGCUUUCAUCAUUUUGUUGCUUUCUCUUCUCGUUCUUUUACCAACAUCGAGUUUAAAAAAGACCUUGUGCCUGUUCAUCGAAAUAACAACCCUCCUAACAAUUGGCCUCCUCCUCCUCCUCGGAAACUUCGGCCAAGAAUGGGAAGUUGGCCACAUCCUCACUAGAACCCCUUACAAAGCCGGCUCUUCGGCCGAAAUCAACGCCUCAAUUGGCCUAAAAAUCGGCCUUCGGAGCAUCAACAUAACACUCAAAUCCGACCAAAACCCUCCAAACCUCGCCAGAGAAAUAAUCAAUUACAAUGAGAGAUUUUCCUGGACUUGGGACCAAGGCCGGCUUGGUUUUGGCCCUUUUGCAGGCCACCUCCAGCAGGAGUUUCGCGCGGCGCAGUACAGGGGGCUCCCAACGCCCAUUUUGUGGGUUGUGGAGUAUUUUGUGAUAGAUGGGGAAGGGUUCCGUUUUGGGAGGUUUUACAGGACAGCGGGGUGGUACUCCCAUGUGGCGCUAUGGUGUGCCUUUGCUUGUUGGUUGGUGGCUUUGUUGUUGUUCCGGUCGGUGAUCUUGUAUGGGGGCUAUUGUUUGGCGGCGUGUGGGGCUCUACAACUCACGGCGAACUUGAUCUGGUUGGUUGUGCGAAACCCGAUUCCGUUGGUGGUUCCGUUCGAGGAUGGGACGAUUACGACGAGGUUUGGGCCCAGUUAUUGGAUCACUUUUGCGUCAGGGAUUUUAUGUUUGGUGAUUGCCAUAAUUAUCACUUUACUCGACACAAAAUUCCACACACUUCUUUACACUUUCUUUGGCGUUGACCCACUCAACAGUUACGAUGAAGUUGCUUACUUGACCAAAAACGAACUACUACUAAGAACAAAAAAUAUAUCAAACGAUGUGCCCCUCAUACCCAUGAGUAAUUCCCCUAAAGAAGAAGAAGACGACAGCGCCGAAUACGUCCCCGUGUAUAUCAAGCGCAAAACUCGGGCCUUUGGCCCCCCUGUUGUCCGAAGCAACAAACCUAAACACUUACUGGAAAUGUAAACAAUGUUCAAAUAAUAAUACAAUAAGGUUUUAUUGUGAAAAUAAUUUAAGUACACUUUUAAACUUAA
Molecule: messenger RNA, 1250 nt
Organism: Tribolium castaneum (red flour beetle)
Lineage: Eukaryota; Metazoa; Arthropoda; Insecta; Coleoptera; Tenebrionidae
Product: dual oxidase maturation factor 1
Exons: 5
Coding region: 55-1182 (375 amino acids)
Biological process (GO): protein transport
Cellular component (GO): endoplasmic reticulum membrane
Source: RefSeq, a predicted model, not a curated record